CCCGACUGGAAACAACACACAGAGGGUCCAGGUCCAGGUCCAAGUCCAAAACCGGCUCCUUCAGGAACUUGAUCCCGACCAACAGCUGCAGGACCCGGUUCCCGGUUGCGGUCCGACGGGGUUCUUUUCGCCGUUGGACUGUUGAGCGGAGAUCUUCAGGAUGUUGACGUUGACUCUGUUGUUCUGGACUCUUCAGUUGGUCAGAGGCAUCAGGACGGAUGCUGAGGACUCCACCUACCAGGACAGACACACCCACGAUGAGGUUUCCAUGACAACCAGGCCUCACAUCUACUACUGCCGCUCACCCAACAUGGAGGACUUCACCUGCUGGUGGCAUCCGCUGGACAACCUGACGGACGGACAGGAAGUGGACGAACAGGAAGUGUCCUACGUCCUGACUUACUCCAAAGAUAAAGGACCUAAACUCUUGUGUCCAGACUAUGUGAGCGCCGGCCCCAACAGCUGCCACUUCGACAGAAGCCACACCUCCAUCUGGAAGAUCUACUGCAUGAACGUCACCGCUGUCACCGCCCACAGGAACUACACGUCCAAUGAACACUGUCUGGAUGUGGCUGAGAUAGUUCAGACCGAAGCUCCGGUCAACCUGACCUACCUGCUGUCGGAUGCCGGCGGUGAUGAAAUGGGCCACAACGCCCUGUUGUCGUGGGCGUACCCGGUUCCGUCGGACCUGCAGUAUGGUUGGAUCACUCUGGUGUACGAGCUGCAGUACCGACGCGUCAACGAGCCCGACAACUGGAAGGUCAAACAUCCCGUCCGUGAGCCUCAUGUGGAGUUGCUGGGCCUCCCCGUCGGGGACUACGUGGUCCGGGUUCGUUGCCGAUCACACAAUUACGGCCUGUGGAGUAAGUGGAGCUCUACGCUGCUCAUGAGCAUCCCCGUCAGGCCACCCACAGGUAAAGUCCUGGUUCUGAUUCUGGUGACGGGUGUCGGCGUCGUUGCUCUGCUCGCCAUCGCCUUCGGGAUCUUUCAGCAGAGCAAGAGAAUCAAAGAGUAUUUUCUGCCUCCCAUUCCAAAGCCCAGGAUCAUUGGCAUUGACCCGCUGCUCCUGAAGAAAGGAAACUUAGAUGAAAUCAACCGUCACUUCAGUGACUUCCAUGGUUAUCGACCUCCUGUCUACGCUGAGGAGCUGUGGGAUCAGGUCAGCGCUGACCACCUUUAUCUGUCCACCUUGGACGAGUGCGCCAUGGCGUGCAGUCCCGCAGACACAGAGAAGGACGCUCUGAUUGUCCCGUGUGACUUGUCGCCGUUGGCCGCCCGUCGUCAUCUUGCCGCCACCAACCCGACUCCAUACGUUCAGAGUCCGUCGCCGUACGGCCCCCCACCUUCACGGUCCUUCGCCCCGGUCGCAUCCACAUGGCCAAGGCCAGAGAUCGUGUCGCUGCCAGGGACGGACUACAGCAUGAUGGGUCGCCCCGGCAUCACUACCACACCCCCGGAUGCCGCUGCCAUGCCCGCCAACCACUCGCCGCAUGAUUUCUACACUUGCGUCCAGCUGAUGAACGACAGCGGUGAGGUGCACCUGGUGCCGUGCCUGCCGCCGGCAUACUGCAGAGAGUUAGCGCCUCCGUUCUAUCACAGAAACGAGAAAGAAGAGAAGAAGAGGCAGCUGGCUGAAUACAAGAACAACCAGAGAAACAGUGUGGAAACGGAGCGGAGCGAGGCUGCCGUCCCUCUGCUGCCGGAGGACAGGAACUGAAGAUGCACCUGCUCCAGAGGACCGGAACUAAGGACGCACCUGCUCUGGAGCAUCCAAUACUGGACUAAAGACUCCAACACUGGACUACAGACUCCAACACUGAACACUAAACAUUAAAGACACUAAAGACUCUGGUCCUGUUUACUCCACUCUGCUGUCCAAGGUUCAAAGAAGAAGAGCAUCAGCCUACAAAAGGUUGGCCUCUGAAGGACCGGCUUCAUGAUGGAAAACCACCCAAGCCUAGGGUUAACCUAAACCCUAGGGUUAACCCUAACCAUAAACCCCUAGGGUUUACCCUAACCAUAAACCCCUAGGGUUAACCCUAACCAUAAACCCCUAGGGUUUACCCUAACCAUAAACCCUAGGGUUAACCUGAAAUCUACACCCUAGGGUUAACCCAAACCCUACAACCUAGGGUUAACCCUAACCCUAAUCCCUAGGAUUAACCCUCACCCUAACCUUAACCAUAAACCCUUGGGUUAGGGUUAACCCUAACCCAGGGGUUAACUCUAACCCUAACCCUAAGCUGGGCCACAGUAAAGGCAGAAACGCUGUCCCUGCGGUCCCACGGGGUUCCACCCAGAAACUCGUCUGAGAUGUUUCAGACUUCUGUAAAUUGGAUCUAAUUUUAUUCAGACUUCUGUCUGUUGGAUAUAAUCUUUUGGACAUCAGAAUAUUCUCCACUUAAAGCUGCCACAGCCUGAAUCUCCAAACGGACCAUUCCCACGUGCUGCUCCUCCCACUGGGUUUCUCCACAUUCAGGGUUUUCAGACGCUCUCAGGAAAAAUGAAUAAGUGCAAUGGUCCAGAUGAGAGCUUUUUACAUUCCUGCUGAUGGAUGUACAUGAGUAAACCCUAACCCUAACCCUUGACUUCAGACAGAUCAUAUUCUUUCAGAAGUUCGCAGAUGCUACAGUAUUAUCCAGACUUCAGACCUCAGGUUCAAACUCAUCAUAUGCAAACGUUGUUCACAUGAAAAUCUCAAAACCUGCUUCUACAAAGAGCAGAUUAUGCAAAUGCUACGAUAGAGGAGAUUCGAAUAAAGGUAGACAUUAGAAAGAAAUGAGAGUGAAUGGAUGGAAGAUAGAAAAGUCCUUUAUUGUACAUGAGAACUGCAGUCGGUCUGUUUUGUAAAUAAUGGAUGGUUUAUCGGCACUCACAUGGGUUGAUUAUAACUCAGAUAUGUUUUUUAAAAUGCUGGUCAUUUACAGGAUCAUAUAUAUAUAUAUAUA
Sphaeramia orbicularis (orbiculate cardinalfish) is the source of this 2948-nucleotide messenger RNA. It is a transcript of the gene crfa4, whose product is annotated as cytokine receptor family, class I receptor 4. Gene Ontology annotation, cellular component: external side of plasma membrane. Gene Ontology annotation, molecular function: cytokine receptor activity; protein binding. NCBI's taxonomy places the organism in Eukaryota, Metazoa, Chordata, Actinopteri, Kurtiformes, Apogonidae. Gene Ontology annotation, biological process: cytokine-mediated signaling pathway. The transcript has 9 exons. The coding region runs from base 161 to 1717 and encodes 518 amino acids. The record is from RefSeq and is a predicted model, not a curated record.